This is a messenger RNA of Capsella rubella, 3028 nucleotides long. Its product is annotated as respiratory burst oxidase homolog protein C. Gene Ontology annotation, cellular component: plasma membrane. Lineage: Eukaryota; Viridiplantae; Streptophyta; Magnoliopsida; Brassicales; Brassicaceae. The record is from RefSeq and is a predicted model, not a curated record. Gene Ontology annotation, molecular function: calcium ion binding; NAD(P)H oxidase H2O2-forming activity; peroxidase activity. The transcript is spliced from 10 exons. Bases 105 to 2855 code for a protein of 916 amino acids.
UCGCUUCUCUUAGGCGACAUUGAAACUAAAGAUUCGUCAUUAUACUCAGUUUCUUGUUUUUUUCCGGUGAAUAGAGAAUUUUUCAGGUGACAGUGUUUCAAGAAAUGCAAAGAGUGAGCUUUGAAGUAUCAGGAGGAGGAGGAGGAGGCUACCACUCUGACGCGGAUUCCGGUAACAGCGGUCCAAUGAGCGGCGGUGGUCAAUUACCACCGAUCUAUAAAAAACCAGCGAAUGCUACUAACUCGAGAUUCGCGGCUGAGAACAGUCAGAGAACGCGUACGGCUCCAUACGUGGACCUCACGGUAGAUGUACAAGACGACAGAGUCUCUGUACACAGUUUGAAAAUGGAAGGUGGAUCUAGCGUUGAAGAGAGUCCCGAGCUUACGUUGCUGAAACGGAACCGUCUCGAUAAGAAAACUACGGUUGUGAAGAGGUUAGCCUCUGUUUCUCACGAGCUUAAGCGUUUGACCUCCGUCUCUGGUGGUGGUGGUGGUGGUGGUGGUAGAAAGCCACCUCGAGCGGCUAAGUUAGACCGGACUAAAUCUGCCGCGGCUCAAGCGUUGAAGGGGCUUAAGUUUAUUAGUAAGACCGAUGGUGGCGCGGGUUGGUCUGCCGUGGAGAAGCGGUUUAAUCAGAUCACCGCGACUACCGGUGGACUACUUCUUCGUACAAAGUUCGGAGAAUGCAUAGGGAUGACUUCGAAGGAUUUUGCUUUGGAGUUGUUCGAUGCAUUGGCUAGACGAAGGAAUAUAACAGGAGAAGUGAUUGAUGGUGAUCAACUAAAGGAGUUUUGGGAACAAAUCAACGAUCAAAGCUUUGAUUCUCGGCUUAAAACAUUCUUUGACAUGGUGGAUAAAGAUGCUGAUGGUAGACUUACAGAAGACGAAGUUAGAGAGAUUAUCAGUCUUAGUGCUUCUGCGAAUAAUCUAUCUACAAUACAGAAGAGAGCAGAUGAGUAUGCAGCACUGAUCAUGGAAGAGCUUGAUCCAGACAAUAUAGGAUAUAUCAUGUUGGAGAGUCUUGAGACUCUGCUUUUGCAAGCGGCAACACAGUCUGUGAUAACAAGUACUGGGGAGAGAAAGAAUCUGAGUCAUAUGAUGAGUCAGAGGCUUAAGCCAACGUUUAACCGCAACCCGUUUAAGCGAUGGUACCGUGGUCUUAGAUUCUUCGUGUUAGACAACUGGCAAAGAUGUUGGGUCAUAGCUCUAUGGUUCACGGUUAUGGCUAUCCUCUUCAUCUACAAAUACAUACAAUACCAGCGUAGCCCUGUGUAUCCAGUGAUGGGAGUUUGUGUGUGUGUAGCUAAAGGUGCGGCAGAAACAGUUAAGCUGAACAUGGCUUUGAUUCUCUUACCUGUUUGCAGAAACACAAUCACAUGGCUUAGGAAUAAGACCAGGUUGGGUGUUGUUGUCCCAUUUGAUGACAAUCUCAACUUCCACAAGGUUAUAGCUGUGGGGAUUAUAGUUGGAGUAACAUUACAUGCCGGGGCACAUUUGGGGUGUGAUUUCCCGCGGCUACUAGAAGCAACUCCAGAGGCAUAUAGGCCUUUAAGACAGUUUUUUGGGGAUGAGCAACCAAAGAGCUACUGGCAUUUCGUAAACUCGAUUGAAGGUAUAACAGGACUAGUAAUGGUUCUGUUAAUGGCAAUUGCAUUCACACUAGCUACACCUUGGUUCAGAAGAGGGAAGCUAAAUUAUCUUCCAGGACCAUUAAAGAAACUAGCUAGCUUCAAUGCCUUCUGGUACACUCAUCAUCUGUUUGUCAUAGUCUACAUUCUUCUUGUUGCACAUGGAUACUACUUGUAUCUCACCAAAGACUGGCACAACAAAACGACCUGGAUGUAUUUGGUGGCACCAGUGGUUCUAUAUGCGUGUGAAAGGUUGAUAAGAGCAUUCAGGUCGAGUAUCAAGGCGGUCACUAUUAGGAAAGUAGCGGUUUAUCCAGGAAACGUGUUGGCAAUGCACAUAUCAAGGCCACAAAACUUCAAAUACAAGAGCGGUCAAUACAUGUUUGUUAACUGUGCUGCUGUGUCUCCAUUUGAAUGGCAUCCAUUUUCAAUCACCUCUGCACCUCAAGAUGACUACCUAAGUGUUCACAUUAGAGUUCUUGGGGAUUGGACAAGAGCUCUCAAAGGAGUCUUCUCUGAGGUGUGUAAGCCACCUCCAGCAGGAGUGAGUGGUCUACUCAGAGCCGACAUGAUGCACGGUGCAAAUAAUCCCGACUUCCCAAAAGUCUUGAUCGAUGGUCCUUACGGUGCACCAGCACAAGACUACAAGAAGUACGAGGUGGUUCUACUGGUUGGUCUAGGGAUUGGAGCCACACCAAUGAUCAGUAUCGUCAAAGACAUUGUCAACAACAUCAAAGCCAAAGAACAAGCCCAACUCAACCGAAUGGAGAACGGAACAAGCGAACCACAACGAAACAAGAAAGAGAGUUUCAGGACACGUAGAGCUUACUUCUAUUGGGUUACACGUGAGCAAGGCUCUUUCGAUUGGUUCAAGAACAUAAUGAACGAAGUCGCGGAACGAGAUACCAACCGUGUCAUUGAAAUGCAUAACUAUUGUACAAGCGUCUAUGAAGAAGGUGACGCUCGUUCCGCACUUAUACAUAUGCUUCAGUCACUAAACCAUGCAAAGAACGGUGUAGACAUUGUCUCUGGAACAAGGGUUAUGUCCCAUUUUGCUAAACCUAAUUGGAGAAAUGUUUACAAACGCAUUGCCAUGGAUCAUCCAAACACUAAAGUUGGAGUGUUCUACUGUGGAGCACCAGCGUUGACAAAGGAGCUAAGGCAUUUAGCUUUAGAUUUCACUCACAAGACAAGCACCAGAUUCUCCUUCCACAAAGAGAAUUUCUAAAAGAGGAGACGACACAGAGUCCGUAAAAGGCAUAUUAUAAACAAGAAAAGGAAAAAGAAAGAAGCAUGAGUUAUAUGUUUCUCGUAAUUUUCACUUCUUCCCUUACUAUUUUUUAAAGAAAUUAAUAUUUGUAUACAUAUAUACUCUCUUGACUGUAGAUUUCUAUUUAUGCU